Molecule: messenger RNA, 5300 nt
Organism: Rhizopus microsporus ATCC 52813
Lineage: Eukaryota; Fungi; Mucoromycota; Mucoromycetes; Mucorales; Rhizopodaceae
Exons: 2
Coding region: 112-5088 (1658 amino acids)
Biological process (GO): nuclear pore organization
Cellular component (GO): nuclear pore; nuclear pore inner ring
Molecular function (GO): structural constituent of nuclear pore
Source: RefSeq, a predicted model, not a curated record
GUGACUCCGUCUUGUCUUUUUUUUUUUUUUUGAAGGUAGAGGUGUCGCGCGUUUGCUUUUAAAUUUUUUUACCCUUCUUUUUCUUUUUUUUGGCUGAGCAUACAACAAAGAAUGCAACCGACAGAAGCAGGCGAGCUACGUGAGCUCCUUAACAGGGUUUGCGAAGCAAGACGUAUACCCCCACAGGCUGCUAUACGAUUAGAACACAUUUUACAAGAAUAUAAGCCAAAGUUGGUCAAACUACUCGAUGAUCCACCCAAGAAUUCUCAACACAGAUCCACCAUUGAAAGCGGAAAGGCAAUCAUCAACACAAUUGAAUACAAAAUCAACAAAGAAUUCACCAAAGAAGCAAUAUUCCUUUCAGAUCAUCUCAACUUGGACGAAUACGAAUCUUCAAGAUUAUUACUGGAAGGAACGCGUCGGACCAACAAAACCUUUGCUCCAGCAGUCGAUACCGCUAUCUAUUUGUAUCAUACAGAACGCGACUACGUUCUGACCAUCUUGAAUACCAUUUUAGAAAGUAUAAACGAUCAUCAAAUCGACAAACAUAUUCGUUGUAUAUUUCUUGAUUUUAUGGUAGACAUUUAUCUGAAAGAAGCGGAUUCCUUUGUCAGCAAAAUUCUCAAAUCUCUUCAAAAUAUGAAUACAGCGAUAAAAACGAUCAACAAGGAUACCAUGUCUCAACAAGUGAAACUGUGUGAAGGCACACUGUCAUUUAGAAUUAGCCAGUUAAACGAAGAGAGAAUAUUGCUUGCGCAGGUUUUAUACCAUAUUGCAUCUUUAUUAUGGCUAUCGGAAGCAGAUGUGCUAUCACUCAUAGACACUGUUCGAACUACCACACUGCUAAAUCCUACUGCUCCCUAUCUCUUGGUUGCUCUCCUGGCUGUUAUUUCACCUAAAUAUUUGGAGGAUCAGUCACGUCAUGGAACGAGUUUUUGGAAAAACCAAGAGUCAAUGAAAAAGAUGCACGAAGCUAUUGUUGAUAAAGAAUGGAAGGUGGAUGGUGUCAAAGGCGCUGUAUUACUGCAGUGGUCUAUGUUCAAUGCCAGGGUAAGAGGCUUAGGGAUCAGCAGCCCAUUCAAGCUAGAUGAACAAAGUACUACGUCAUUAUUAAAGAAAGGCAUCGAGUUGGAUGCUUUUGGAUUCUUGAAUCAAUAUUUACUACACUUUAAGCAGGAGAACGGAACAAGUCCGGAUAUGAAUAAAGUAAAGGAAAGUUCAGAUGGGGAAUCAACCAUGGUCAUCGACGGAUUAACUGUUGAUCCAAGCGACUAUUCUAAAUUCUACGCAGACAUUGCACCUGAAUUUCAGUUGAUUGUCGUACACCAGCUUGAAUACUUUGCAGAACUCUUCAUCCUCAGACUAUCCUCACAGCUGCACCAAUUGAAAACUGAAGAAGAGGAUGCGAUCUAUCAAGUAGGCUAUUCGAACGACGCUCAUACCGACUACGUAAAAGAUAGCGCCAAAAAGCAAAACCUAGAAGCCUUCUUGACAUUACUUGCAUCUAUUUACAGAGGCCAUUUGAACGCUGGAAACAGAUACUGGAAGCGAGAGCAUGGGUUAUUCGCCUUUGUGAAAUGGCUAUUUGAUUUGAAAGUUGUUGGCACAGUUCGUGCUGCCUUUGACUUUUUGGCGUCAAUUUCUACCGGCGAUGAAUGCGCUUCUUACGCAUAUGAAGUCUUGUCUAUGGGGACCAGUCAGGCAGACAUCAGCAAUAGCCAUUUAUUUUCCUGGGGAAAACUGUUUGCCACCCUUCAGUUUUAUGCCGCUGAGAUAUACGGCACUCUCCCUGGUGAAGAAUGUCCUUCGAUCCCUGAGACAGAAGAACAGGUCCUAUGCUCAUUAUUGCAUCUCUGUCAGCAAGUGGUACAGUACUCUUCGACAGCAAGAAUUGCCAUUUGGGAAGACCGUUUGCUUAGGCCACAUGAGUCUAUUGUGAGAAUGAUCAGUUGCCCAACAUCUGUAGAUUUACGUGCACGACUCUAUAGCCUUUUGGCAGCCUUCUGUUCCUCUUGGGGUGGUGGCAUCAACGGAAUUGGAAAACGGAUCUCAAUUGAGGUUUGGAGCACAUUGGAGAUAUCUGAUCUUAUUUUAUCAGACAAGAGAAUGGUAGCUGCUCCUACGGUUACUCCUCCCAGCACUACAGCGACCGAAACAUUUCUUGGUAGCUUGGCAAGCUUGAAUGCUCCAGAGCCCGUUCCUGUUGCGAACAACACACUUUCAACUCCUGCGACUCGCUUCUUACUUCCUGAUCAGUCAUCCGGCUUCUUGAUCGAGUUUGAUUCAGAGAAAAACAGCAUGUCAUACACAAGAACUCUUAGUAUUCUCAAACUAAUGGCCUCCCUUAUUCAUAAACAAAGCGAAAAGGACAUUCUUAUCUCAGGCUAUUCCAUGGCUGAGCCCUCUAUUCCACCUUGCUUAGGAAGCGAACAUCGCUCACCUGGAACUGCACCAUACCUUUCUCUGGUUAUCGAUCAUAUAUUCUUGAGUCUCAACAAUUUGCAGUUUACAAAUCCCAAUAACAAAUGGCAGUUGACCGACGCUUGCUUGAAAGUAGUAGAAAACAGCAUCAUGUCAUUUGAUUUAGAGCCACUUUGUGACCAUGUAAAUCAAUUGAUAAGUCAAUCUUCUGGCUUGACUGUCGGUAACGAAGACUACAUGAGCAUCCUGAGAGAUUCAAGCACUCCACAGUUAAAACCAUUUCAAUCAGGAGGAACCCGAGAUGCAUUGAUUGCUUACAUUACACAUCCAGGAUUUGACGUUAUGGUGCGCAUCCUAUCCGGUGGCUCGCUUGUUAAUGAAUUAUACAGGAUCAUCUGCUUGAAUGGGAACAGAACAAACGAAGUGCAAGGAUCAAGAGCCAAGAGAAAUCAUUACUUUAGAACAUCGCUUACUCGAUGCCUUCGUAUCAUACACAAAGCCAUGACAAUACAAAAUGCAUUUGUAAGCGUGCUAUUACCUCAGCUCAACAUGUGCUCAGAAAAGUUACCUGCAGGAGAACUUAAACUUGGCAGCUAUGUCUUUCCACAAGUGACAACCAACUUGACUUCUGUGGGAAGAACGAUGCUAUUUAACACUCAAAUCAUUACACAAAUAGCACUUUUGGUCUCUGAUGAAAGCGAAGAAAUAUCUAUCCUAAGUAUCAACAUUUUACGCGCUCUUGCUUUACAACCCAAUGCAAACCCUGACAAGGUGCAAUUCCCCAAUUAUGUUAACCUGCCGAUGGGCGGUAUUGGUCAGCAGCUACCUGGUAUUCUAUCUUCAAGUCAUGAAGCAGCUUCGAUCAUAUUGGGUAUUAGUGAACGUUUGGAUGUUGAAAGCAUGGAGAACAUAAGCUAUGAUAAUUAUAAUUAUGAUAUCAAUACAAUUCCAUUCUGGCGUGCUGAGAAGACCCUUGGUUACGACUAUAGCAAUGAAGAUGAAGAUGUUCUUGGAGUGACGCAUCAGUAUCCUUCCAUACGUAUUGCUAUUUUGGAUAUGCUUAUUUCCUCCCUUCAUAAAGAUCAGCCGUCACCCACUCUGUCCGAGUUCUUGCUUGGUUACGAUGUUCAAGAAAUUGUAGAAAAGGGCUCACAACAAAAGUCUAUCCUUACUUCAUAUGAACAAGAUACUAGGCUGAGCUGCUUGUUUUCUAUACUAAACAUACUGCGAACUUACAAUUCACAGCAAUCCAAUUCUUUGAAACAAGGUCAAAACUCUGUAGAAGUUCAUCCAUUAGUUGCCGAAAAAUGUUACUAUUUACUCCAUCAGCUUUGUUCUAGAGAAUCAACAUCAACUGCUACUCUGCACUAUAUAAGAGCUAAUGGAGAUGAUCUUUUGGUUAAUCAACUUCGGUUUAUUGUGCCUAGAGUUGAUACUAGUCUGGUUGCAAUUGAGCAACACUUUGCGGGCACUAUCAAGUACGCAGCAGGAAAUGGAGUUCAAACAGAUUUCUUUACUUUAAAGUCCAUGCUUAACCAGCGUGCAUGGCUGCUCAAACUGCUGGCAUUAGAACUUCAUGUUCGUAAGACGACAGGCACUGCAUCUCUAUUGGAGUCACUUUAUGGCCAUGAUACCUACAGCUCACUGGACGUCACAAACAGCUUGAGUGAUCGAUUCGGCUCACUACGCAUUCAAAUGUCUGGUGACUAUCAACAGCCACACUGGAACCUGCUAGAGAUUACGAGUUCACUCGAGUUUUAUUGGCAAGAUCAUAAUCUGGGGCCUGCCUCUGUAGAUAUCACCAAAAAUUACUUUAAAGACUUUAAGCCAAAGGACUAUGAAACGGAUGACCUGGCAAGUCAUUGUAAACUCUUUGAUAUCCGCAGCGUUUAUAAAUAUCUUAGACAGACUCAAAAGGAAAUGCUCAGCAGAGGCACUAUACCUGAACAAGAGAUUAUAGCAAUAGAAGAAGAAAUGGGAAAUAUCUUGCAGACUUUAAUGGCUGAAAAUAGAAGUCGCCAAAUCAAAUCAAGCCGCUUACGUUGCCUUCAAGCAUGGAAGCAACUAGUUGAAGUUAGCUUACUCGACUGCUUCGAUUCGCUCUCUCGCCCUAUUCGAGAAAAGAUCGCCUAUGAUUUACUUUCGACUCUAUGGAAUAAGCUAGAAGAAGAAAGUUAUCAAGAAAGAGUUGUUUUACGAAACAUGAGCGAGCUUAUUGUCGUCCUAUUGGCAAGACUAAAAACAGACAAUGAUACAUCAACAACUUAUCUUAGUUUACCAAACGAAAGGCUUCGACAAACAUUCUAUGGUAUCAUUCAAUUCAUUUGCAAGCGUGUUAUUACGAUUGAUAUUCGUAGCAAUUUGUAUAUCGCCUUGGUCAUUUUCCUGCAGUACAUUGAUCUAUCUAACUAUUCACCUGGUAACUUGCAAUUGCUUGAAAUCAUCGACAACGAAACACAAGAAAGAGUGCUGGAUAUUCUGUGUAAUGAUGCCGUUGAUGCCUGGGAUACACACAAAGAUGCAGCCAUUGUGGCCAUUCAAUCUCUUUAUGUCUUGUUCCAAAGAAGUAAGCGCACAUCCAUUCAUUCUUAUCUUGCCAACAAGAAUAUGCUGCAUCUGCUUGAUACAUCUGCCAUUCAAGCAAACGAUACUAUAUUAAUCCCUUAAAGCAAUAAACAUGAAUAAUAAUAGUAGUACACAAUUGAAUUUCGUACUAAAAUGUAAAUUGAUCCAAAAAAAAAAGCUUUGUUUUGCAUAGUACGAACACUAGUUCAGUGUGACUGUAGUAGUAGUACAGCCAUAGUUUGGUGUGAAAUCAUGACGCGUGAAAAUUUUGUGAAAUUAAACAGGCGCGCGCUCCUACGCGAUGUAUAAAAAUG